AAACCUGAAGGAACCCAAUGGGGUGAAAAUACAGGUCUCACAGGGAGAAACUUGGACAUGUUUAAACUGAUCAUUGUUGUUUUAACCAGUGAGGACCUAGAAAAGAUGGGUACAUCUCAAUUUUCAUGCAGAUUUGAUUGUAGUCCCAUGAGAAUCUUAGGGUUUGAUUAAAGAUAGCGAUGUAUUCCAGUUUUAUUAGACCUCACUAGCCUGUACGCACACUGUGUGUUUCUUCUAAAGAGCUAUGUUUGAUGGUUGCAGUGGUCUCGUGCGGUCGGUGAUAAUCAAUUCUCCAGUGCGCCACACGGAGGCGUUAAUGGCCCACUUCAUGCCGCACAACCCGAGACGGCAGAAAGUCCGCUGGCGGAGAAACAGUCCGGGUUUGAACUGUUUAUCCGACGCCAGUCUUAACGCUUUCACUUGGUGCGACUGUGCGCUCAGCUUCGCUCUGAACCUCGUGGAUCGAUGGCCGGGAGUCUGCCGUGGACACAUCUGCUCUACUGGACCUUCUCACAUGAUCUGCGCCUGUUUCCCGAACUGGACUAAAAAAAAAAGAAAAUGAAGGCGUGUGCGAUUGUCCUGAUUCUGGCCGUGCACAUUCACGCAGACAGCGUAGAGGGACCUACAGCAGCUGGCUGUACAUUUGAUGAGGACUCUGACCCCAGCCUUUGCGAGUUCAGCCAGGGAGAGGAGGAUGAUUUUGAUUGGCAGCUGUACCGCACCCACACCUUGCCUCACGCCACCCCGGAUCUUCUGCAUGGCUCCUACAUGAUAGUAAACUCAUCCCAGCAUGCUGCGGGCCAGAGAGCUCAACUGCUGCUACAGACGCUCAGUGAGAAUGACACGCACUGCGUCCAGUUCAGCUACUUCUUAUACAGCCGGGACGGACACAGCCCUGGGGCACUUCGAGCAUACGUGCGGGUGAAUGGUGGGCCGCUGGGCAUGGCUGUGUGGAACGUGUCGGGCUCGCAGGGGCGCCAAUGGUACCAGGUGGAGUUGGCAGUCAGCACCUUCUGGCCCAAUGAGUAUCAGGUGUUGCUGGAGGCGACUGUAGACCGCUGGGGCUAUAUUGCUGUAGACGACAUCUUGCUGCUGAACUAUCCCUGCUAUAAAGCCCCCCACUUCUCUCGCCUGGGGGAUGUGGAGGUCAACGCUGGACAGAAUGCCACUUUCCAGUGUGUGGCAGCAGGAAGAGCAUCAGAGGCAGAGAAGUUUUUACUGGAGCGGCACAAUGGCGAGGUGUCCUCAGGUGGCUUGGUCAAGCACCUGGGCCGCAAUCGUUUUUCAGUGUCCUUCCAGCUGGAGGACGUCCAGAGACCUGAGCAGGAUCUCUACCGCUGUGUAACCCAGUCGACCAAAGGCUCAGGCGUUUCAAACUUUGCAGAACUCAUUGUCAAAGUGCCCCCAUCUCCUAUUGCUCCACCCCAGCUGUUGAGAGCAGGCUCCACAUACUUGAUAAUCCAGCUCAACACCAACUCCAUUUUGGGUGAUGGGCCCAUCAUUCGCCGAGAGAUCGAAUACAGAGCAAGCCAUGCUCCUUGGACCGAAAUCAAUGGAGUAAACAUGCUCACCUACAAGCUCUGGCACCUGGACCCAGACACAGAGUACCACAUUAGUGUACUGCUUACCCGACCUGGAGAAGGUGGCACUGGACCCCCUGGUCCCCCUCUAAUCAGCAGAACAAAAUGUGCUGAACCCAUGCGAGCACUACGUGACUUGCGGGCUUCAGAGAUUCAAGCUCGGCAGCUCACUCUACAAUGGGAACCUCUGGCCUUUAACCUCACACGCUGCCACACUUAUUCUGUCUCUCUGUGCUACCGCUACGCCAUAGCAGGGGGCAGCGCUGGUGCUGGGCACAACACUACCAUCAGAGAGUGCCUAGCAGUGGAGCAUAACACCUCGCGCUUUACCCUCCGAGACCUGCCACCCUACCACACCAUCCACGUGCGCCUUGCCCUUGCCAACACUGAAGGCAAGAAGGAGGGGAAAGAGAUCAUGUUCCAGACAGAGGAGGACAUUCCUGGAGGAAUUGCCCCAGAGUCUUUAACUUUUACCCCUUUGGAUGACAUGGUCUUUCUAAAAUGGGAAGAGCCAGUGGAGCCCAAUGGUAUCAUCACUCAGUAUGAGAUUAGCUACCAGAGCAUUGAGUCAUCAGACCCUGGCAUCAAUGUGCCAGGCCCACGGCGCACUGUGUCCAAGCUGAGGAAUGAAACAUACCACAUGUUCUCCAGCCUACAUCCAGGCACCACUUACCUCAUCUCAGUACGUGCACGAACUGCCAAAGGCUUUGGCCAGACAGCCCUCACCGAGAUCACCACCAACAUCUCAGCACCCACCUUUGAUUAUGGAGACAUGCCAUCUCCACUGAGUGAGACGGAGAGCACUAUCACCGUGUUGCUACGUCCUGCCCAAGGUCGCGGUGCCCCGGUCAGUACGUAUCAGGUAGUUGUGGAGGAGGAGAGUGGGAGGAAAUUGAAGAGAGAGCUGGGGAUGCAGGAAUGUUUUCCCGUUCCCACCUCUCAUGGUGAGGCGCAUGCACGUGGCACUCCACACUACUACACAGCUGAACUGCCUCCCAGCAGCCUACCUGAGGCUACACCCUUUACUGUGGGGGAUAACCACACCUACAACGGUUACUGGAACAGCCCACUAGACCCCAGAAAAAACUACCUCAUCUACUUCCAGGCCAUGAGCAACUUCCGAGGAGAAACAAGGAUAAACUGCAUCCGAAUUGCCCGUAAAGCAGCCUGUAAGGAUCUCCGUCGAGCUCUGGAGGUGACACAGCACUCCGAGGAAAUGGGGCUGAUUUUGGGAAUCUGUGCAGGGGGGCUGGUGGUCCUGAUUCUGUUACUAGGAGCCAUCAUCAUCAUCAUUAAGAAAGGAAGGGACUACUACUCUUACUCUUACUAUCCUAGGAAGCCGGUGAACAUGAAUAAGACUCCCAUUACAUACAGGCAGGAGAAGAGUCAUAUGAUGGGCUCAAUGGAGCGCAGCUUUGCAGACCAGAGCACACUGCAGGAGGAUGAAAGGAUGGCUUUGUCCUUUAUGGAUGCCCACACCUGCAGCACCCGGAGUGAUCCACGGAGCUCCAUGAAUGAAUCAAGCAGCCUGCUUGGUGGAUCACCUCGGAGGCAUUGCAGCAGUAAAGGUUCUCCAUACCACACCGGGCAGCUUCACCCUGCAGUACGUGUAGCCGACUUGCUGCAACACAUCAACCAGAUGAAGACGGCAGAGGGCUAUGGAUUUAAACAGGAAUAUGAGAGCUUCUUUGAAGGCUGGGAUGUCACAAAGAAGAAGGAUAAAACGAAGGGAAGACACGAUACUAUAAUGGACUAUGACCGUCAUCGUGUGAAGCUGCACUCGCUCCUUGGGGAUCCAAACUCCGACUACAUCAAUGCCAAUUACAUUGAUAUUCGGAUAAACAGGGAAGGCUACCAUCGAUCCAACCACUUCAUCGCCACGCAGGGGCCCAAGCAGGAGACGGUGUAUGAUUUCUGGAGGAUGGUGUGGCAGGAGAACUGCUUCAGCAUCGUUAUGAUUACCAAGCUUGUGGAGGUCGGCAGGGUUAAGUGCUAUAAGUACUGGCCUGAUGACACAGAGAUGUAUGGAGACAUCAAGAUCAGCCUGCUGAAAACAGAAACUCUGGCUGAAUAUGCAGUACGCACCUUCUCCUUAGAGAGGAGGGGUUACUCAGCCAAGCAUGAGGUGCAGCAGUUCCACUUUAUGUCAUGGCCAGAGCACGGAGUUCCAUACCACGCCACAGGCCUGCUUGCCUUCAUUCGACGGGUCAAAAGCUCUACACCAACGGAUGCUGGCCCUGUGGUGGUCCACUGCAGUAUGGGGGCUGGCAGGACAGGCUGCUACAUCGUACUGGAUGUCAUGUUGGACAUGGCAGAGUGUGAGGGAGUAGUGGACAUUUACAACUGUGUAAAAACUCUCUGUUCCCGUCGCAUCAACAUGAUCCAGACAGAGGAACAGUACAUAUUCAUUCAUGAUGCCAUCCUGGAAGCAUGCCUGUGUGGAGAGACAGCUAUACCUGUAAACGAGUUUGCGCUCACAUACAAGGAGUUGCUAAGGGUAGACUCCCAGAGCAACUCCUCACAACUCCGAGAAGAGUUCCAGACCCUGAACUCUGUGACACCUCACCUGGAUGUGGAAGAGUGCAGCAUUGCACUGUUACCACGGAACCGUGAGAAGAAUCGCAGUAUGGAUGUUUUGCCUCCAGACCGUGCUCUGGCUUUCCUGGUUACCACAGAGGGUGAGAGUAACAACUAUAUCAAUGCGGCUCUGACUGACAGCUUUCAUCGGCCAGCAGCCUUCAUAGUGACACCUCAUCCCCUGCCUGGCACAACCACUGACUUCUGGAGGCUGGUGUUUGACUAUGGAUGCACCUCUAUCAUCAUGCUUAACCAGCUCAACCAGUCAAACUCAGCCUGGCCUUGUAUGCAGUACUGGCCCGAGCCUGGUCUUCAGCAGUAUGGCCCUAUGCAGGUGGAGUUUCUCUCCAUGUCUACUGAUGAAGAUGUAAUCACUCGCCUCUUCCGGAUUACAAAUGUCUCAAGGCUACAGGAGGGUCAUUUGGUGGUGUGCCAGUUCCAGUUCCUGCGCUGGUCAGCGUAUCGAGAUGUCCCAGACUCCAAGAAGGCCUUCCUUAACCUGCUCGCCCAUGUGCAGAAGUGGCAAAGGGAGUGUGGUGAUGGUCGCACUGUGGUCCACUGCCUCAAUGGAGGUGGGCGUAGUGGCACAUUUUGUGCAUGUACCAUUCUGAUGGAGAUGAUCCAGUACCAAAACUUUGUGGAUGUUUUCUAUGCCGCCAAAACACUGAGAAAUGCCAAGCCCAACAUGGUAGAGUCGCUGGAGCAGUACCGCUUCUGUUAUGACCUGGUGAUGGAAUAUUUGGAGUGUAUGGACCUCAGAUAGCAACAUAUCUCAUCUGUCCUCUAAAUACAGAGGAGGACUGCUGACAGAUUCACUCUUUCUAUCUCUUUCUAUCUCUUUCCAUCUCUUUCUCUCCCUUUUCCUUUUGUCAGCUUACUCACCUCAAAAUUCUUACCUGCAAGGGAAAGAGCAGAAAAUAAACAUGUGAGAAGAAGCUUUUUGCCUUUUUCGCCCAGAAUGUCUAGAUGUGGUGGACCAUCCAUGUCCUAGUUGUUUGUGGUUUCGUGUUGUUUUGUCAGCAUCUUUUCCCCUCCUCUUCCCCCCUGAACUGUGAGCAAUCCACCCAAAAUAACUCAAAGCCAGCUCUGAUACCGAGUAAGAGCGUAUCUUGACUUCAUUUCCUGAUAGUGUGACCUGUGUUUUGUUUUCUACUGUGCUGGGAAUGCUCAAAGACAGGAAGUGUCCCUAGUUGGCUGAACCGAGGAAAAGAAAAAAAGAGGCUUGGAUGUGUUCUUCUUAUGUGCAGUACACCAGAGUAAGACAUCUGAGCCAUGGUCUGGAAGAUCAAGAAGAAGCAAACAAACAAACACACACAUGAACAGACACACUCAAUUUUUUUCUGUGUUCCCAGAACAUUGAAUCUGCAGCCAGCUCUUCAUUAUUUCAGCUGACAGUGCAUUACAAUGGCUGCAUUUUUACUAAAGAGCCUUGGACAUCCAUUUUAUAAUAAGGUGUCUGGACUGCAUUAUUCAAUCCCAGUAUUGUACUGGGUUGGACUGUCUACAAUUGGGCCAAUAAGGAUGCAUCACAUUGGUCUAGUAGUGGUCUAGGAGAUUGUUGUUCUUUACAAUACUGCAUUCAGUGUCACCGACUGAAAAGAGAGCUGUCAUAAAUGUGACGGCUUUAAUAUCCUGCAGUGGCUCAGUUUUUUUUUUUUUUUUCUCACUUGUACAUAAAUCUAAUGUCUGCAGGUGUUCUGUUCUGUUGGCAUUCUGAGGGCAUUGAUCAGACAAAAAGUGGUUUCCAGGUUAACCCUGACAUGUGCCCUCAAAUAUCUUAACAAGAGAAGUGAUAAUGGAGAUUUACAGUUGCAGAGGCUGCAGAAAGGGCAAACCUGAACUGGAAAAACAGUGGUGCAAUGAUACAUAGGAUGUCAACCAGAGCCAAUUUCUAACAUUUUAUUUUUACUUUGACUUGUAUUUGUCAAUUGGUUGCUGUUCACCAGUUUCUUAGACCAUUGUCUGAAUGUUGCUGUCUAAGAAUUUAACUGAUGCAACAUCUUGGACUUUAAUUAGCAAUUUCCAGAGUUGACCCUGGUUACCUAAUUCAACCUACAUCCAUAUAUGUGUAUGUGUGUAUGGAACAAAUGCAGGUAAAUUCUGAAAAUAAUAAGACACUAGAAAGCUCAUCUGAUAGGUCAGAACAUAAACAAUGAUUUAAUAAUACAGUGCAUCUGAAAAGAAUUCAGUGUUUUUCUUUUUCCACAUUUUAUGUUACAGCUUUAUUCCAAAAUGGAUUAAAUUCAUUAUUUUCCUCAAAGUUCUACAAACAAUACCCCAUAAUGACAAUGUGAAAGAAGCUUGUUU
Messenger RNA from Silurus meridionalis, 6464 nucleotides. It is a transcript of the gene ptprub, whose product is annotated as protein tyrosine phosphatase receptor type Ub. Gene Ontology annotation, cellular component: membrane. The transcript has 31 exons. Bases 559 to 4920 code for a protein of 1453 amino acids. Gene Ontology annotation, molecular function: protein tyrosine phosphatase activity; protein binding. The record is from RefSeq and is a predicted model, not a curated record. Lineage: Eukaryota; Metazoa; Chordata; Actinopteri; Siluriformes; Siluridae. Gene Ontology annotation, biological process: protein dephosphorylation.